Messenger RNA from Melanaphis sacchari, 1052 nucleotides. RefSeq lists its product as uncharacterized. The record is from RefSeq and is a predicted model, not a curated record. Bases 1 to 939 code for a protein of 312 amino acids. Lineage: Eukaryota; Metazoa; Arthropoda; Insecta; Hemiptera; Aphididae. Gene Ontology annotation, cellular component: cytoplasm. The transcript is spliced from 8 exons.
AUGUUUUCGUUAAGAACAAGUUUUUGCGUUCUACAUUUAGUGUUCUUGUGGGUAUCAACUUUAGCGAAUGAAAAAGCAGCUUCAUUUCAAUUACAAGAACAUAACGUACCAAUGUCAAUUGAUGUCAUUAAUUUAAAAUCUACUGAAAACUCCGAUAAACACAAAAAAUGGAAUGGUAGAUAUCUACCUGACCAUUCAAAUGGAGAAAACUAUGGUAGUAUAUCAAGAAUUGUUACAGAAAAUGAAGAUUUUGCUGUAUAUAGUGCUCCAAAACAAAAGAAAAGCAUGGUAACAAUGGGAUCUAUGGAUAUCAAUUCUACAUGUGACGAUGGAAAGACAAAUUUGACAAGAGAUUGGGAUGGAUCAUUAUACAACUAUACAUGCAUGUUGAAUGAAUUUUUACCAGUAUCUGAUGUUCAACCAUUAUUGGAUAGAGAUCUCGUGCCUAAAUAUUAUGUGGCUAAUCAUGUAUGUAUGAAAGAAUCAAUAUCUUACAACCAUGAUAUUCCCUCAUUUGGUUCACAUCGUCCUGCUUGGGCCAAGUAUGGUGAAUAUAAAUUUUUACCAAAACAAAGAUGGUUACACAAUUUAGAGCACGGAUCAGUAGUAAUGUUGUAUCAUCCAUGCACUCACCCAGUUUUAGUUCAACGUAUGCGAACAGUUUUAAAGUCUUGUCUUUUCAGACAUAUUAUCACUCCAUAUAAUUUAGUACCUGAAGAUCGACCAAUUGUGCUUGUCACUUGGGGUAACAGACUUUACAUGAAUGAUGUGGAUACAAAACUUGCAAUAGAUUAUAUAAAAAAAUAUGCAAAUCAUGCUAAGGAAACCACAGCCAGGGAUGGACAAUAUGAUCAUUUAUUGAUUGAAGCAGCAGAAUUAAUCUCACCUGAUGAUAUAAAUAUUUGCCCGGCCCCACACAAACGCAAAAAUAGAAUUUAAUAUAUGUUACACUAACUUUAGUAUAUAAUGUCUUAAGGUAAUAAGAUAUACUUAUUUAAAUUUGUUGAAUUAUUAUUUCGAAGUGCACAGGUAUAUUAUUUAAUGUGUAUUGU